Messenger RNA from Petromyzon marinus (sea lamprey), 2890 nucleotides. The record is from RefSeq and is a predicted model, not a curated record. Lineage: Eukaryota; Metazoa; Chordata; Hyperoartia; Petromyzontiformes; Petromyzontidae.
CCUCCCCCACCCCCUCCCUCACCGCACGCCACCUCCCUCCCUCACUCCUCCACCUCCCUCCAUCCUUCUGUCUGCAUGCUACGGGGAGUUCAUAAAGUCUCCCCGGCCCGAGACGGGGGAGUUGCAGAGCCGGUGGGAGCCGAGGGAGAGAGAGAGAGGAGAGAGACGGGAGGACAGGGGGCGCGUGAUGACCGACUGAAGAAGAGGUGACGUGACGAGGUGGACGAUUAUGUCGCGCGAUGGGAUGAAGGCGGUGACGAGGAUGACGACGACGAUGGAGACGACGCGAUUCGUCCAACUCCUCCCGCCGCUCCUCCUCCUCCUCCUCUCUCUCGUCCGCCUUUGUCUCUCCAUGGUGGCCACCGCGGGAGGAGCCGAUGGGGGAGCGGAGUCGGCACUGCCGAGGGUGCGGAUGUCCUACAAGGACCUGCUGGAGUCGAACCGCUCGAGCACAUUCUACGGGUCUCGGGGUGGAGGCGCUGCCGUGCACAGCAUGCUGCUCGACGAGUACCACGAGCGACUUUUCAUCGGCUCCCGUGACCUCGUCUACUCGCUGAGUCUCGACGCCGUUCACCAGGACGCCCGCGAGAUACGCUGGGCCGCGCCGGCCUUCCAGAAGGAGCUGUGCCUCAUGCAAGGCAAGGAUGCGAAGCGCUGCGCCAACUUCGUGCGGGCUCUGCACCGCUACAACCAGACGCAUCUCGUGGCGUGCGGCACGGGCGCCUUCCACCCCAUCUGCGUCUUCCUCAACGUGGGCCACAAGGCCGAGGAACACGUUUUCAGGCUGGACGCUCAGAAGGCCGAGAGCGGCCGAGGGAAGUGCCCCUACGACCCCGAGCAAUCCUUCACCUCCACGCUCGUCGGAGGGGAUCUCUACGCCGGUCUCUACUCAGACUUCUUCGGCGAGGACUCGGCCAUCUUCCGCACGUCGCCACAGCGCCACGCCCUGCGCACGGAGCACGCCGACCGCCGGCUGCUCGACGAGCCCCGGUUCGUGGCGGUGCACGUCAUCUCCGACACGGACGACCAUGACGACGACAAGGUUUACUUCUUCUUCACGGAGAUGGCCAUGGAGACGGACGGGAAGAGCAAGGCGCGGUACUCGCGCAUCGGCCGCGUCUGCGCGAACGACGCGGGUGGCCACCGCGUGCUGCUCAACAAGUGGAGCACGUUCACCAAGACGCGCCUCCUGUGCUCCGUGCCGGGCCCCGACGGCAUCGACACGCACUUCGACGAGUUGGUCGAUGUCUUCCUGCUGCCCACCAAGGAGGAGAGCGACCCCCUCAUCUACGGCGUCUUCCGCACGGCGAGCCACGUGUUCCAGGGCGACGCGGUGUGUGCGUACCGCAUGUCGGAUGUGCGUGACGCCUUCAACGGGGCCUACGCCCACAAGGAGGGCCCCCAGUUCCAGUGGGCGGCGUUCGAGGGCCGCGUGCCGUACCCCCGCCCGGGAUUUUGCCCGAGCAAGCUGACGAGCCCGCCGGACUCGCCGCUGCGCAGCACGCGCGACUACCCCGAGGAGGUGCUCCACUUUGCCCGCUCGCACCCCCUCAUGGCGCGCCCCGUGGUGCCCGCGCACGGCCGGCCCCUCUUUGUCAGCACCGGCGGCAGCGGCCGAGGGUCGGGGCAGCGGCUGCAGCGCGUCGUGGUGGACCGCGUGCAGGCUGAGGACGGCCACUACGACGUCCUCUUCCUCGCUACCGACGCUGGCCUGGUUCUCAAGGUGAUCUCCAUCGAGCGCGAGGGCGUCAGUGCCCCCGAGGAGGUCGUCCUGGAGGAGCUGCAGGCCUUCAAGGUGCCGACCACGAUCACCGCCAUGGCCAUCUCCGUCAAGCGGCAGCGGCUGUUCGUGGGCUCGGCGGCGGGAGUGGUGGCGCUGCAGUUGCAGCAGUGCGUGUCGUACGGCAGCGUGUGUGCCGAGUGUUGCCUGGCGCGCGACCCCUACUGUGCCUGGGAUGGCCUCUCCUGCUCCAAGUACCAGCACGCCACACGCAGCAGCCGCAGGUUCCGGAGGCAGAACAUCCUCAACGGCGAUCCCUUCAUGCAGUGCCUGGACCAGAACAACAUCGCGGAACAGGGGGUGGGCGUUGCGGGAGCGCUGGCCGUGCAGGAUGAGCAGCAGCAGCAGGAGGAGCAGGAGGAGGAGCGUGUGGUGUUUGGCGUGGAGAGGAACAGCACCUUCCUGGAGUGUGUGCCCCGCUCGCUCCGCGCCACCAUCACGUGGCACGUGCAGCACGCACACAGCGGCCUCACCCAGGAGGUGAAGACGGACGAGCGCGUGGCGCGCACCCCCCACGGUCUGCUCUUCCGUGCGCUGCACCGCCUCGACGCCGGCGUCUACCGCUGCCGCUCGGCGGAGCGCGGCUUCACGCAGGGCCUGCGGCGCCUGCGCCUGCACGUCAUCGCGGACGAGCGCGUGCGCGCCCUCGUCGCGCCCCGCCAACCCCACCACCACCACCGCCAACCCCACCACCACCGCCGCCAACCCCACCACCACCACCACCACCGCGGGCGCCACGACGCCGACGACGCCGAGGACGACGUCGUCUGCGCCUCGGCCGGGCCGGCGGGCCGGGGUCACGGGCACCGCGCCUGGCACGAGGGGCCCGCGCAGCCGCCGGGCCACGCCGGGGCCGCCGAGUACUGCGAGAGGGCGUGGUGCGCGGAGCGGGCGCGGCGCGGGCAGCAGGCCGCCGGCGCCGCCGGGUCCCCGGCCUCCUCCCCCCCCGUGCCGAUGUCGCUCCCCGGCGCGGGCGGCGGAGGCGCGACGCGGCGGAGGGGGCCUCCGCACGACGGGCGGAGAGGCCGCGGCAAGGCCAAGCGCACGCCGAGACGCGCCGCGGUGCCGUCGCCGGGGCGGUGAGACGCACCGUGCCCUUGCGGGAGGGGU